Molecule: messenger RNA, 1884 nt
Organism: Drosophila montana
Lineage: Eukaryota; Metazoa; Arthropoda; Insecta; Diptera; Drosophilidae
Product: piezo-type mechanosensitive ion channel component-like
Exons: 6
Coding region: 1-1884 (627 amino acids)
Biological process (GO): cellular response to mechanical stimulus; detection of mechanical stimulus; regulation of membrane potential
Cellular component (GO): plasma membrane
Molecular function (GO): nucleic acid binding; monoatomic cation channel activity; mechanosensitive monoatomic ion channel activity
Source: RefSeq, a predicted model, not a curated record
AUGAGCGCCGUAGACGAGGAUAUCCACGUUUUCACGACAGUGAUGCACAAGGCCUUCAUUCUUGGAAAUCAAUAUCGUCAUAAAUAUAGCACAAGCGUUCUAGAGACAUAUAUACAAGGAAACAAGGUGCCAUUCAGUUUCCUUUUUAUGCUCGUUGUUCAAUUUGUUACUAUCGUAACGGAGCGUGCGAUAUACUUACGAAAAGCGUUGGUUGUCAAAAUUGUGUUCCAUUUCGUAACAGUUAUUGGAAUACAUAUAUGGAUGUUCUUUUUAGUGCCAUAUGUUACAGCGCACAGUUUCGGGGCUACUGCACCAACUGUCUUUUAUCUUAUCAAAUGCCUUCAUAUGUUAUUAUCAGCCUAUCAGAUGCGUUGUGGUUACCCAAGGCGCAUUUUGGGAAAUGUAUUUACAAAGAGUUUUUCAAUGGUUAACUAUGUAGCGUUUAAAGUUUAUAUGGAAAUACCAUUUCUCUAUAUUCUUCGAACAAUGCUGGACUGGUUAUGCAUUGAUACCACACUUACAGUUAUGGAAUGGAUUAAGAUGGAAGAUAUUUUUCAAUCUGUAUUUAUUGUACGUUGCUAUAGGCAAAUGGAUUCAGAUUUCCCAGUUUUACGGGGAGAGCCUAAGGCGUUUUAUGCUAAAUGCCUAAUAGGUGGAACUAUUAUAUUAAUAUUAGUAGCACUCAUAUGGAGCCCAUUAUUUCUUUUUGCUCUUGUCGGAACAGUGGGCAAACCAAAUGUUCCUCGCAGAGCUGAUAUAGCCGUUAAAAUUGGACAUUAUGAACCUAUUUAUGUUUCUCAAAGUUAUUCGGGUAUACACCAGUUUACUGAAGAUAACUAUAAAGAGCUGAUUAAGAGCUUUAAUUUCGAUAUAGUUGCCACUGAUCACAUAAUGAUAUAUGAUUCCGUGGAUAUUACCGCAGUUAAAUUUGAUGCCAACUCUGUGACAUUAUGGAAUAUGUCACCACCGGAUAAAAAACGUUUGUUAAGCGACUUAAAGACAGGUAAAAACAUGGAUAUUCGCAUAAGAUUAUCAUUCAAUUGCGGCGUUAUGACUGAUACAAUACUAUAUGAAACGACAUACUCCCUAACCAAGAAUAGGGAAUUGACACGUGAAAUGCUCAUAAAAACGCUGUCUGAUGAAAAUAGUAAUGAAAAAGUCGUUGUACCUGAAAUAUUACCAAAAUUCAUUACAGUUCAGAAAAUGCAGGUGUAUGUAAACUUUAUCAAAGAUUUCGAUGGGUUCGUCGGCCGUCGAGGAGUCCCACAGACCGUCCAUUGCGACAACGCGACGAGCUUCGUAGGAGCAAGUCGCCAGUUCCUGGAGUUGCGAGCUCGAAUCGAGGAAGAGGCGGACGCAAUUCGCGAAUUCGCAUCAAAAUGCAGAUGCGAAUUUGCGUUAAUACCGCCAAGAGCUACGCACUUCAGGGGCCUGUGGGAGGCAGGUGUGAAGUCUGCGAAGCACCUACUCCUACGGACGGUAGGCAGCCUGUUGCUAACGUCCGAAAAACUGCAGACGACUCUUGUCGCAGUGGAAGCCGUCCUCAAUUCCAGACCCCUGGGAGCAAUAAUCGAGGACCCAAGCGAUGGCGAGGCUCUAACGCCAGGCCACCUACUGCAACAGUUUUGGCUGCGAUGGUCAAAGGACUAUGUGCUCGGACUCCAAGUGCGGAGCAAGUGGCACCGUCGCCUGCCAAACGUCAUCGUGGGAGAGAUGGUGGUCGUCGCCGAGGACAAUCUGCCGCCCCAGCAGUGGCUGAUCGGCAGAGUAACGGCAGUGCACGCAGGAGAAGACGGAGUCGUUAGAGUGGCAGAGAUUAAGACGGCUACUGGCGGAAAUUUUAAAAGGCCGAUCCACAAGUUGGCUCGGCUACCCGUGGAAUGA